Encephalitozoon intestinalis ATCC 50506 is the source of this 183-nucleotide messenger RNA. RefSeq lists its product as uncharacterized. The record is from RefSeq and is a predicted model, not a curated record. The transcript has a single exon. Bases 1 to 183 code for a protein of 60 amino acids. Lineage: Eukaryota; Fungi; Microsporidia; Unikaryonidae.
AUGAGCUUGUCUCUCCAUGAAAGAAAGGAAAGAAUCCUCAAAAGACUGGAGUUUACCCUUGAAAACACACAUUCCAUCAUCUGUGACAUAAAUACCAGGCUAGAAAAAAUAGUUGACAAUUCAAAGGUCCUUGAGAGAGUUGUAGAUGCCUAUGAAAUAUGGUCCCGAAAAAACUCCUUCUGA